Daucus carota subsp. sativus is the source of this 3389-nucleotide messenger RNA. RefSeq lists its product as uncharacterized. Lineage: Eukaryota; Viridiplantae; Streptophyta; Magnoliopsida; Apiales; Apiaceae. The coding region runs from base 248 to 3124 and encodes 958 amino acids. The transcript has a single exon. The record is from RefSeq and is a predicted model, not a curated record.
CAAAUUUCAAAAAUGCAGGUCAAAUAUAGUGUGCAGCUUGUUCGUUAUUUUGAUCUCGUUUCCCGAAUACAUUCUCGUAUGUCAUGUUAAAUCUGAUCCGAUUGAUUUCCGUUUUUCAAAAUUAAUAGCAACUCUUCGUUUUAGCUACACUAAACACCAUCAGCUUAGCAACUAAACUCACUUAGCUACUCCCCCGCUUCAUCUCUCCACAUUCUUAGAGAGAGAAACAAAACAACACAAACUCACCAUGCACCCCUACGAUCUCAACCCUGGGUCGGACUCUCUCCGGUGGCUCCAAAUGGCGGAGAAGCUGCUCACGACCCGCGAUUUAAUCGGAAGCAAGUCAUUCGCCGCCAAAGCCCUAGAAUCCGACCCGAACUCCGAGGCCGCGGAGCAGAUCUUGGCGAUUGCAGACACACUGAUUGCCGGUGACAAGCAGGCGAGCAGUAAUCAUCUGGAUUGGUACUCGAUUUUGCAACUCGCUCGCCGGACUCAUGACUCGGAGCUUAUCGGGUUACAGUAUAAGCGACUCGGCGUGUUGUUGAACCCGAACCGGAACAAGUAUCCGUUUGCGGAGCACGCGUAUAAGCUUGUCACGGAGGCGUGGUUAGUAUUGUCCAAUCCUUCGCGAAAAUUUCGGUUUGAUAAUGAAUUUGGGAAUAGUAAUAGUACGCAUUUUAAUUUUAUUCAAACGCAUUUUGAUAAUACGCAACAGCAGAGUAGUCGAAUUAGUGGUGGUGGUAGUGGUAGUAGUGGUAGUGGUGCGCAGUUUGAUUUUAUGCAGGGAGGGAGUGGGGGAAUGCAAUUUGUUCAGCAGCAGCAGCAAGUGUUUGCUCCGCAAGCGAGGCCGUUUUUCGGUGAGGAGCAACAGCAGCAAAUUGUGGAAAGUUUGAGUAAUCAAGGGCAUUGGGCGAGUCAGGGGAAGCAAGUGUUGGUAAGGCCUCAACCGCAGCAACCGUUGGUGAGGCCUCAUCCGCAGCAGACUUGGUUUCAGCAGCCCGAGGCUCAGACUCAUGUACAACAUCCUUUACCACAAGCACAGCCUCAUAUACAGCAGCCUUCACAUUGGGCUCAGUCACGGCCGCAAUCAUUACCUCAGUCUCUGGCGGAGUCCGGAGAACAGUCAACACAGCCUUUGCAUUGGGCUCAGCAUCCGCCUCUGCCACAGCCUCAGGCCCAAUCUUGGAUGCAACAGGCUUUGCCUAGGCCUCAGAUGCAACCUUUAAAUGAGCCUCGGCCUCCACUUGAGUUCCUAGAACAGCCACAACAGGAUUUGAAUUCGUCUCAACCGCUGUCUGAGCUUCUUCAACAGCCACAACAACCUUGGAUGCAACAGUCUUUGCCUAGUCCUCAGAUACAAACAUCAUCACUCGAGCCUCAGCCUCAGCCUCAGCCUCAACCUCAGCCUCAACCUCAACCUCAACCUCAGCCUCAUCCACAAAAGACUCCACCCGAGUCCCGAGAGGGGGUGAACAAUGGUGAACAGUUUGGCUUGGGAGAAAAUGGUGAUACUGAUGAUAAUCAUGAGAAUAAUAUUAAUGUGGAGGAACCUUCUAAUUUUUGGACUGUAUGUGCAUAUUGCUAUAGUAUGUAUGAAUAUUCUGGUAUUUAUGUCGACUGUACACUCCGGUGCCAAAAUUGUAAGAAAGCAUUUCAUGCUGUCAAAACUGAAGCCCCGCCAGCUGUUUCUGACGGGGAAGAUGCUUAUGUAUGCUGUUGGGGAUAUUUCCCCAUUGGGAUUUCAAUGUCGUAUUUGGAGAAACGAAAGGCAGAAGCUUCAAGCUGGCAACCAUUUUCGAAGAUGUUCACUUUUCGUAAUACGCCUGCUUUUCCUCAAGGGGGUACUUUUCCUGAAGGAGGUCAUCGUAGUCAUCCGAACUCAGGUCCCAGGAUCUAUAUUGAUGAUGAUGAUGAGUUGGAUAUUUUUUACGGCAUAUCAUCUGAUGACGAAUCUGAUGAUGACUGGCAGCAUUAUCCAAAGAGCAAAAAAGCUAAGAGCACUACAAGGAAGGUUUCGACUGCUAGAAAGGUUAAGCAACCACAAGCGUUGGCAGAAAUGGGUCAAUAUAGCAAUACAGGGAAUUCUCAUAGUGAAGUUGUAGCACAAGAUGGUACUGGUGUUAGUGGGCCUGAUGUGGCAGUGCCAAUUGUGCCUGAACCGGCAGUACUGAGUGUCCAACUGCCUAAGGCUGCAAUGAAUGACACUGAUAAAAAAGUAGUUGAGACUAGUAAGAAAAAUGUGUCUGUUCCUAUUAGAAAGCAACCAGGUAGAGCUGCAAAAGAUUUGGGGAAGCUGGAUGGAGUAGUAGCACAAGUGGGGUCAGGUGCCAGUUUGCCUGAUGCAGCAGAAGUAUCUUUUAUGCCAACAAAUCAACCAGAGGACUGUGGGAAGCCAGGUGAAGUCGAUGGAGUCGUUGCACAAGAGGGAUCAGGUGUUAGUGUGUCUGAUAUGACAGUAGUGUCUGUUCCUGAAAGAAUGCUUCCAGGAAGAGUUGUAGCAGAGGAUGUAGGUGAUGCAGUUGUAGCUGAGGAUGGAUCGGGAGUUAGUUUACCUGAAGCGGCAGAAGUGUCUGUUCCUACAAUAAAGCACCCUGAUGGAGUUUCGAAUGAUUUGGGGAAGCUGGAUGGAGUGGAUGUAGCUGUGGCACAGGGGGGAUCUGGUGUUCACAUGCCUGAUGUCGCAUUAGUCUCUGUUACUCCAAGAAAGCAAUUAGGUAGGGUUGCAAAGGAUUUGGCGAAGCCAGAUGGAGUCAUAGCUCAAUCGGGGAUAAGUGUUGGUGUGCCUGAUUUGUCAACACCUAAUGUCCCAGUGGCUGAGGCAAAUAAGAAAGUAAUUGGUGAGGCUGAGAAGAAAGCAGUAGCAGGAAGUAGUAAGAAAAGGGUGUCUGUUCCUACAAGGAAGCAGCCAGGUAGAGUUGCAAAGGAUUUGGGGAAGCUGGAUUUGAAUGUGGAGUUCAAUAAUGAGGUCGAAGGGCCUGCUCGUGGAACAAGUGGACGGACCAAGUCAGUAAAUGGGGGAGAAGAAAAUGUUGAUGGUGUUGCCUUUUUUGAGGGUCUGGAUGAAUAUCUGAGUAGCUUACCCAUACUCUCUGCUGAUGCUGGUGGUAAGGCUAAAGGCGUCUAGAAGUAAGCAAAUUUUUGUUGCAGUAGUAGUUGCUCUGUAUUCCUGUUGCAAUAGCUAUUGGAGAGCAAGAGUUGAUUUUGCUCAUGGUUAUUGUAGUCUAGUGUAAUAUAUAUGUGGCAAGUAGUGUGGUAUCAAUCUCGAACCUCUUUCAAGUAGGCUUACCAUCCCUUGAUCUAUCGUAAUACCUGAAAAGACGGUUGGCGGAACUAUUCUUUUUGUCUUUCAUGUCAUAGAUCCAUGUUAAUGUUAUAUUUUGGAUUUUCCA